Messenger RNA from Cherax quadricarinatus, 1415 nucleotides. Its product is annotated as procollagen-lysine,2-oxoglutarate 5-dioxygenase 1. Gene Ontology annotation, biological process: peptidyl-lysine hydroxylation. Gene Ontology annotation, molecular function: procollagen-lysine 5-dioxygenase activity. NCBI's taxonomy places the organism in Eukaryota, Metazoa, Arthropoda, Malacostraca, Decapoda, Parastacidae. Gene Ontology annotation, cellular component: endoplasmic reticulum. The record is from RefSeq and is a predicted model, not a curated record.
GCUAGUGCCAGUGUUGAGGGUGGUCGCACGUCUCCUGCUCCGCCAACCAUCACUGACGUUAUGUCUCUCAUCCGCUCUUUAACCCUUUUCUCCAUUUUUUGUUGGUUGUUUCACUCGACGUUUUGUUCAGAAGAGAGAGAUCUGGUAGUAAUAACAGUAGCCACCAAUGAGACUGAUGGUUAUCACCGCUACAUGCGUUCCCUGAAUGUGUAUGGUCUGAAUGUCAAGGUAUUGGGUUUAGGUCUGCCCUGGGAAGGAGGAGAUGUGAAGAACUAUGCUGGAGGUGGUCAGAAAGUCCUCAUGCUGAGAGAGGAGCUCGCAAAGUAUAAAGAUGAACCAAAUACAGUCAUAAUGUUCACUGACAGCUAUGAUGUAAUCUUCACAGCUGGCAAGAGUGUUAUUCUGGAAAAGUUUGACAACCUUGAUGCUCGAGUUGUAUUUGGUGCAGAAGACUUCUGUUGGCCCAACCAGAAUCUCGCUACACAGUAUCCUCGAGUUUCUUUUGGCUACAAAUAUCUGAAUUCUGGGGGUUUUAUUGGCUAUGCUUCCGAGGUGCACAAGAUUGUAUCAUCACAGGAUAUAAGUAACUUGGAUGAUGACCAACUUUACUACACACAGAUAUUCCUAGACAAAAAUUUAAGAGAAAAAUACAAGAUUAAACUGGACACCCAGGCAAAUAUUUUUCAAAAUCUUAAUGGACAGUUAGGUGAUGUGUCACUGAAGUUUGAAGAUCAUGAUGUUAAGAUUAUUAACACAGUCUACCAGUCUACUCCAGUGGUCAUUCAUGGGAAUGGACUGUCUAAGAUCCAGUUAAACUCCCUCGGCAACUACCUUGCUAAAUCUUGGACUCAUGAUGAUGGGUGUCUCUCAUGUCGUGAAAAUUCUCGGGACCUUAAAAAGUUGCCUAGAGAAGAAUAUCCUCGGGUACUGAUUGCAGUGUUUGUAGCGAAACCGAUGCCAUUUCUGGAAGAAAUGUUGGCCAAAGUUGCCAGCCUUAAUUACCCAAAGGACAAGCUUGAUUUACUUGUAUAUAAUCUGGCUGAGAUGCAUGAAGAUCUUGUGAAUACAUGGGUAGCAGAGCAAAACUCUGCUGGCUACCGCUCUACAAAGGUGAUCUCUGCUGAUGAUAACAUGAAGGAGUGGCAUGCCCGUAACUUAGCAUUAGAAUUAUGCUUAAAGAACAGCUGUGAUGCGCUCUUCAGUGUAGAUGGAGAUGUUCACCUAGACAAUGCGGACACCUUAGCCCUUCUUCUAGAACAUAAUAGACCCAUUCUUGGUGCAGCAGUAAUUCGUGAGGGCCAAGCUUGGUCUACUUUCUGGGGAGCUAUUAAUGAAGAUGGCUUCUAUGCCCGAUCAAUUGACUACAUGGACAUUGUUCACAACAGUAGAAGGUAAGUGAACAUUUUGAACAUCUU